AUGGCUUUUUUUGAAAGCAAGGACACGAAAGUUCAGAAAGGAAAGAAGCUGGCUGUGGCCCUCCAGCAAGCUGGCAGCCGUCCCUCACCUAAGGGUGCACUUCAGAACCUUCCUCACAGGUCAUUUUACAAAUGCCUCUUUGCUACCUUAGCACUCCCGGGUAGGCAAUUGCCCCGGUGGAACGCGUCAUCAGAGCAGUGCGUGGCAGGCCCCCGUGGAGGAUCAACGCAGUGGCUGAACACCGGGAAGGAAUGGGCACUUGGAGUCCGGACAUUUGAAACUUGGGAUGCAGUAAGCCGUAAGGAAAACCAGAAAGAGAAUGAACGUCAGGCCCAGCGAAACGCCGAUCUGUUAGCUGCAGCAAUCAGAGGGGACCCCCCAAAGAGGCAAGGGAAGGGGGCCCCCGGGAAAGAAACUCAGCCUGGCUGUCAGAGCUUGCAGCGUAAUCAGUGUGCUUAUUGUAAAGAAACAGGACAUUGGAAGAACAAGUGCUCUCAGCUAAAAGGAAAACAAGGUGACUUGGAGCAGGAGGCACCAGACAAGGAGGAAGGGGCCCUGCUCAACCUGGCAGAAGGGUUAUUGGACGGAGGGGGACUGGGCUCAAGGGCCCCCAAAGAGCCUAUGGUCAGGAUGACAGUUGGGGGUAAAGACAUUGAUUUUCUUGUAGAUACCGGUGCUGAACAUUCGGUAGUAACCGCCCCGGUCACCCCCUUAUCCAAAAAGACUAUUGACAUAAUCGGAGCCACGGGAGUUUCAGCAAAACAAGCUUUCUGCUUGCCCCGGACUUGUACUGUAGGAGGACAUAAAGUGAUUCAUCAGUUUUUGUACAUGCCUGACCGUCCCUUGCGCUUGUUGGGAAGGGACUUGCUUAGCAAGCUGAGAGCCACUAUCUCUUUUACAGAGCAUGGCUCUUUGCUGCUAAAGUUACCCAGAACGGGAGUCAUUAUGACCCUUACGGUCCCCCGAGAGGAGGAAUGGAGACUUUUCUUAACUGAGUUGGGCCAAGAGAUAAGACCAGCUCUGGCUAAGUGGUGGCCAAGAGUGUGGCCGGAAGACAACCCUCCAGGGUUGGCAGUCAACCAAGGCCCCAUACUUAUAGAAGUUAAGCCUGGGGACCAGCCGGUUAGGCAAAAACAGUACCCGGUCCCCAGAGAAGCUCUUGAAGGUAUCCAGGUCCAUCUCAAGUGCCUAAGAACCUUUGGAAUUAAAGUUCCUUGUCAGUCUCCAUGGAACACUCCCCUCCUGCCUGUUCCCAAGCCUGGGACCAAGGACUACAGGCCGGUACAGGAUUUGCGCUUGGUUAAUCAAGCUACAGUGACUUUACAUCCAACAGUACCUAACCCGUACACGUUGUUGGGGUUGCUGCCAGCUGAGGACAGCUGGUUCACCUGCUUGGACCUGAAAGACGCUUUCUUUAGCAUCAGAUUAGCCCCUGAGAGCCAGAAGCUACUUGCCUUUCAGUGGGAAGAUCCGGAGUCAGGUGUCACUACUCGGUACACUUGGACCCGGGUUCCCUAAGGGUUCAAGAACUCCCCCACCAUCUUUGGGGAGGUGUUGGUUCCAGACCACCAGAAGUCUCCCACCAGAGACCUAGGCUGUGUGUUGCUCCAGUAUGUUGAUCUUUUGCUGGGACACCCCACGGCAGUCGGGUGCACCAAGAGAACAGACACUCUACUCCGGCACCUGGAGGACUGUGGGUAUAAGGUGUCCAAGAAAAAAGCUCAGAUCUGCCAACAGCACGUACGUUACUUGGGAUUUACUAUCCGACAGGGGGAGCGCAGCCUGGGAUCAGAAAGAAAGCGGGUCAUUUGCAAUCUACCGGAGCCUAAGAUCAGAAGGCAGGUGAGGGAAUUCUUAGGAGCUGUGGGGUUUUGCAGACUGUGGAUCCCAAACUUUGCAGUAUUAGCUAAGCCUUUGUGUGAGGUCACUAAGAGGUGGGGGGACCGGGACCUUUUGAAUGCGGAUCCCAACAACAGCAAGCCUUUCAUGAGUUAAACGAAAAACUUAUGUCAGCCCCAGCCCUGGGGCUAUCCGAUCUGACAAAGCCUUUUACAUUGUAUGCGUCAGAGAGAGAAAAGAUGGCAGUUGGAGUUUUAACCCAAACUGUGGGGCCCUGGCCGAGGCCGGUGGCCUACGUCUCUAAACAACUAGACGGGGUUGCUAAAGGAUGGCCCCCAUGUUUGAGGGCCUUGGCACCAACUGCCCUGCUAGUACAAGAAGCAGAUAAGCUGACUCUUGGGCAAAACCUGAACAUAAAGGCCCCCCAUGCUGUGGUGACUUUAAUGAAUACUAAAGGACAUCAUUAGCUAGCGAAUGCUAGACUCACCAAGUACCAAAGUUUGCUCUGUGAAAAUCCCCAUAAAACCAUUGAAGUUUGUAACACCCUGAACCCCACUACCUUGCUCCCGGUAUCAGAGAGCCCUGUCUAGCAUGAUUGUGUAGAAGUAUUGGACUCAGUUUACCCUAGCAGACCUGACCUCCGGGACCAGCCUUGGGCAUCAGUAGACUGGGAACUAUACGUGGAUGGGAGCAGCUUCAUCAACCCACAAGGAGAGAGAUUUGCAGGGUAUGCGGUGGUAACCCUGGACACUGUUGUUGAAGCCAGAUCAUUGCCCCAGGGCACUUCAGCCCAGAAAGCUGAACUCAUUGCUUUCAUUCAGGCCUUAGAACUCAGUGAAGGUAAGACUGUCAACAUUUACACUGACUCUCGGUAUGCCUUUUUAACCCUUCAAGUGUAUGGAGCAUUAUAUAAAGAAAAGCGCCUAUUGAACUCCGGGGGAAAGGACAUAAAAUAUCAACAAGAAAUCUUGCAAUUAUUAGAAGCAGUAUGGAAACCACACAAGGUGGCCGUUAUGCAUUGCAGAGGACACCAGCGAGCUUCCACCUUGGUGGGUUUGCGGAAUUCCCACGCUGACUUACAGGCUCGAAAAGCAGCAUCUGCUCCCUUCCGGGCAUCAGUCACAGCACCUCUGCUCCCUCAAGCGCCUGAUGUUUUACCUACUUAUUCUAAAGAAGAAAAGGACUUUCUCCAGGCAGAGGGAGGACAAGUGAUGGAGGAAGGAUGGAUUCCGUUACCAGAUGGGAGAGUAGCUGUGCCGCAGCUGCUAGGAGCCGCAGUCGUACUGGCUGUGCAUGAAACCACCCAUCUAGGUCAGGAAUCACUUGAAAAGUUGUUAGGCCGGUAUUUCUACAUCUUGCAUUUGCAGCCCUUGCCAAAACGGUGACGCAGUGGUGUGUUACCUGCCCAAAGCAUAAUGCGAAGCAAGGUCCAGCUGUUUCGCCCGUCAUACAAGCUUAUGGAGCAGCCCCCUUUGAAGAUGUCCAGGUGGACUUCACAGAGAUGCCAAAGUGUGGAGGUAAUCGAGUGUGAAUCAAGGACUGGAACGUAACUUCUUUGUGCCCACGGUGGAAAGACCCCAGACUGUCGUCCUGACCACUCCCACCGCUGUGAAGGUAGAGGGAAUCCCGGCCUGGAUCCACCAGAGCCGUGUAAAACCUGCAGCGCCUGAAACCUGGGAGGCAAGACCAAGCCCAGACGACCCUUGCAGAGUGACCCUGAAGAAGACGACAAGCCCUGCUCCAGUCACACCCGGAAGCUGACUGGUCCACGCACGGCCGAAGCAUGAGGAAGCACAUCGUGGGAUUCAUUUUUCUUAAAUUCUGGACUUACACAGUAAGGGCUUCAACUGACCUUACUCAAACUGGGGACUGUUCCCAGUGUAUUCAUCAGGUCACUGAGGUAGGAUAGCAAAUUAAAACAAUCUUUCUGUUCUAUAGUUAUUAUGAAUAUAUGGGAAUGUUAAAAGAAACUUGUUUGUAUAAUGCCACUCAGUACAAGGUAUGUAGCCCGGGAAAUGACCGACCUGAUGUGUGUUAUAACCCAUCUGAGCCCCCUGCAACCACCAUUUUUGAAAUAAGAUUAAGAACUAGCCUUUUCCUAGGUGACACAAGUAAAAUAAUAACUAGAACAGAAGAAAAAGGAAUCCCCAAACAAAUAAUUUUAAGAUUUGAUGCUUGUGCAGCCAUUAAUAGUAACAAGCUAGGAACAGGAUGUGGUUCUCUUAACUGGGAAAGGGGCUACAGAGUAGAAAAUAAAUAUGUUUGUCAUGAGUCAGGGGUUUGUGAAAAUUGUGCCUUUUGGCCAUGUGUUAUUUGGGCUACUUGGAAAAAGAACAAAAAAGACCCAGUUCAUCUUCAGAAGGGGGAAGCCAACCCUUCCUGUGCUGCCGGUCACUGUAACCCACUAGAACUAAUAACUACCAAUCCCCUAGAUCCCCAUUAGAAAAAGGGAGAACGUGUAACCCUGGGGAUCGAUGGGACGGGGUUAAACCCCCAAGUUGCCAUUUUAAUUAGAGGGGAGGUCCACAAGCGCUCUCCCAAGCCAGUAUUUCAAACCUUUUAUGAGGAGCUGAAUCUGCCAGCACCAGAACUUCCGAAAAAGACAAAAAAUUUGUUUCUCCAGUUAGCAGAAAAUGUAGCUCAUUCCCUUAAUGUUACUUCUUGUUAUGUAUGCGGGGGAACCACUAUCAGAGACCGAUGGCCUUGGGAAGCCCGAGAGUUGGUGCCUACUGAUCCAGCUCCUGAUGUAAUUCCAGUUCAGAAGGCCCAAGCUAGCAACUUCUGGGUCCUAAAAACCUCAAUUAUUGGACAAUACUGUAUAGCUAGAGAAGGGAAAGUCUUUAUCAUCCCUGUAAGAAAGCUUAACUGUAUAGGACAGAAGUUGUACAACAGCACAACAAAGACAAUUACUUGGUGGGGCCUAAACCACACUGAAAAGAACCCAUUUAGUAAAUUUUCUAAAUUAAAAACUGCCUGGGCUCAUCCAGAAUCUCAUCAGGACUGGGCAGCUCCCGCUGGACUAUACUGGAUAUGUGGGCACGGAGCCUACAUUCGGUUACCUAAUAAAUGGGCAGGCAGUUGUGUUAUUGGCACUAUUAAGCCGUCCUUUUUCUUAUUACCCAUAAAAACGGGUGAGCUCCUAGGUUUCCCUGUCUAUGCCUCCCAAGAGAGGCAUAGUUAUAGGAAACUGGAAAGAUAAUGAGUGGCCCCCUGAAAGGAUCAUACAGUAUUAUGGGCCUGCCACAUGGGCACAAGACAGCUCAUGGGGAUACUGAACCCCCAUCUACAUGCUCAAUCAGAUCAUAUGGUUGCAGGCCAUCUUAGAAAUAAUUACUAAUGAAACUUUGACUGUUUUAGCUUGGCAGGAAACCCAAAUGAGGAAUGCUAUCUAUCAGAAUAGGCUGGCCUUGGACUACUUGCUAGCAGCUGAAGGAGGAGUUUGUGAAAAAUUUAACUUAACCAGUUGCUGCCUACAAAUAGAUCAUCAAGGACAGGUGGUUGAAAACAUAGUCAGGGACAUGACAAGGUGGCACAUGUGUCUGUACAGGUUUGGCACGAGUUUGAUCCUGAGUCUUUCUUUGGAAAAUGGUUUCCAGCUACAGGAGGAUUAAAAACCCUCAUUGUAGGCGUAGUGCUAGUAAUAGGAACUUGCUUGCUGCUCCCCUGUGUAUUACCCUUGCUUUUUCAAAUGAUAAAAUGUUUUGUUGCUACUUUGGUUCAUCAAAAAACUUCAGCACACGUGUAUUAUAUGAAUCACUAUCGCUCUAUCUCGCAAAGAGACUCAGAAAGUGAGGAUGAGAGUGAGAACUCCCACUAAAAAGUGAAAAUUCUCAAAGGGGGGGAAUAUGGUACGAGACCACCACUUCUCCUGUUGUCCUUCCCAGUUUCUCCCCAACCUCCCCUUUUCCCUAGUUUAUAAGACAGGAGAAAACGGAGAAAGCAAAAAGUUGGAAAGAAACAGAAGAAAGAUAAAUAGCUAGACGACCUUGGUGCCACCACCUGGCCCUGGUGGUUAAAAUAAUAAUAAUAUCAACCCCUGACCAAAACUACUGGUGUUAUCUGUAAAUUCCAGACAUUGUGUGAGAAAGCACUGUAAAACUUUUUGUACUGUUAGCUGAUGUAUGUAGCCCCCAGUCACAUUCCUCACGCUUACUUGAUCUAUGAUGACUCUUUCACGUAGACCCCUUAGAGCUGUAAGCCCUUCAAAGGGCUAGGAAUUUCUUUUUGGGGGAGCUCGGCUCUUAAGAUGCGACUCUGCCGAUGCUCCCGGCCGAAUAAAAACCUCUUCCUUCUUU
Molecule: messenger RNA, 6134 nt
Organism: Gorilla gorilla gorilla (western lowland gorilla)
Lineage: Eukaryota; Metazoa; Chordata; Mammalia; Primates; Hominidae
Exons: 4
Coding region: 1-1518 (505 amino acids)
Biological process (GO): proteolysis
Molecular function (GO): aspartic-type endopeptidase activity; zinc ion binding; nucleic acid binding
Source: RefSeq, a predicted model, not a curated record